This is a messenger RNA of Stylonychia lemnae, 1020 nucleotides long. The record is from the annotation of a GenBank genome assembly. Lineage: Eukaryota; Ciliophora; Spirotrichea; Sporadotrichida; Oxytrichidae.
AUGGAUCCUCUGCUUCCAGGUCGACUUAGGUCUAAAAGAAAUAAUAUGGCGAAGAUUUUAACUGCAUUACUUUUUGGAUUGUCAGUAACUGCAAUUGCUAUUCUUAUUUACGGGCAAGAAUCACAACCAAAGUAGGCUAAUGUACUUGCUUCUUCUUAAGAAAUGGCUAAGCCAGGCGAAGUCAUUUUGUUCGAAACUACAGAAUUUAGAAAUAGACAAGUAAAGCUCUACUCAGGAUUUAAGGGAAAUUUGGAUACUCUUUCACCUAACUUUGACGACAUAUUGAGCUCUGUGUAAAUUGGUAAAGGUCUUAGAGUAAAAUUCUGUUAAUACAAAGACUGUGUAUGGUGGGGAUGGAGUGAUUCCUUUGAAGUCCUUGGACCUUAUAACGAGCCAUAUUUUAUUCCUUAUGAUAGUGUAAGCUACAUUGAAGUUUAUUCUUACGAUGAAAAAACUGAGCCAAGAGUGACUAUCAUUGGAGGUGAAAUAAGAUAGUUUGACAGAUCAGGAACAUUUUUGCCAGGAAGAUAUUUGACCGAAGAUCUUUAAAAGAACGGAAUAGACAGACCAAGAUAUGGAGGAGGUGCUUCAGCCAUAUUAGUUCCAGCUAAUAUGGGAAUCUAAAUUUACAAAAAUGACUUUUUUGAAGGAGAAACUAUAACAUUCAAGGGGCCAGACCAAAUAGAUCUAAUUACAUAUGAAAAUGGAAAAUGGAAUGAUUACAUUGGAAGCAUAAUAGUCUCAAGUUACAUGAUUGGGAAGGAACCUGUUUAAAUAAUUGGAUACUGGGAGAAAGUACUAUCGUCUAAUGAUGAAAUCACUACUAGUAUUGAACAAACUUCUGGUAUUGAAAAAUCAUAGACUAAUGAAAAUGAAUUAAGCUCAUCAAUUACAGCUGGAUUUACGUUUGGUGGCGAUGCUUAUGGAUAUAAAGCUUCAGUUAGUGCCACUGUAGGUACUGCAGUUAGAGACACUCAUGACUGGAAAGAAAAAUGGAGAACUGGUCAUGGAUUUAACUGA